ACGCAGGGGCGGCGCGAGUAAAAGCCACUUUUUAUGCAUAGUGCUGAGUGUAGCGUGACUGUGUUUCCACGCCGGUUGUAGCAAAGCCGUGCAAAUCUUUAUUACUUUUAGCUGUAAAUUUAGUAAUCUGAAGAGUUCGUUUAUGUGCCGAACAACAGAUAAAACUGAGUAGCUGAAUGUAAAUGAGAAGUAAACUGGAAAAGUUAAAACAUGGAGACGUAGUAAAGGCUAAAAGGCUAAAUGCCACAGAAUAGCACUGAAAUACGUUUCCACAUUAGGACCAAAUUACUAACGGUCCCAUAGUACAGAGGAGGCUUGCAGUCAUGGCAGGCAAGGGUCGUGGAGUGGGUGCCUUCACCUUCAACAUUGAGGCUCUGGGCAUCGGCAGGGGCAGCAUGCCAGAAGCCAGGGUGGGGCCCACCCCGUUGUUUCCAAACACAGACUUUAAGCCAGUGCCGCUGAAAGCUGGUGAGGAUGAGGACUACAUGUUGGCCUUAAAACAGGAGAUGAGGGGAACGAUGCAACGGCUACCACACAACAUCAAAACUCAUUCCAACAAAGGAGAAGUGGAGAGAUACACAGAAAGAUACCUGAGGCAAAGUCAGAUGGAGCAUGACGAGUGGACCCCAGAUUGGAACCACCUCCCAAAAGAAUUGAUGCCACAAAAGAAAAAACCUCGUGCUAAACCAGCCCCAAAGAAGAAAAUUGUGAAGAUAUCUAAGAAGGACACAGAAGCUAUGCUGAAUAAAUUAGAGGAACUGGCAAAGAAAGAUGACGGGAACCCUGAAAAAUCUGAUGAUGAGGCCGAAAAUAAAACAAAGAAUAAGGAGGGGGAGGAAGAGGAAAUUGAAGCAGAAGAGUAUGAAGAAGAGGAUAUUGAAGAGGAAAACGACUACAUUGAAAGCUAUUUUGACAAUGGCGAAGAUUUCGGUGCAGGCAGUGAUGACAAUAUGGACGGCGAAGCAACAUACUGACACAGUGUGACUCCACCUUGCAAACUGACUGUUGAAGUAAACAAUCAUUAUGAGAUUGUUCCUGCUGGUUAAAUAUGUAGAUAUGUUGGGAAAGAUGUUAAGCAGAGUUAUAGUUUUGUUUGUUUUUGAGCUUUAUUUUGGUUGUGAACCUGAGUGACAAGCUUUCCUUUAAAGACUAAUGUAAAUAAGAAAUGCCAAGCUAUGUGCGCACUGGCAAUAAUUUAUUCAAAAUAGAUGUAUUUAUUUUCCAGCCCGUGGCACAUUUCCACAGGUUGAAAGGCACAUACUGUCAAUAACAUGUAAUGCUUUUUUCAUAAAGUAUCAAGUGAACACGGUCAUAAAAUAAAAGGGCUAUAUAACAAAGUCUAAAAUCUCACAUAAUUACAUGAGUCAUUGUGGGAAUUGUGUGCAUUUCCCAUUUGUCAGCAUGCUCUCAGAAAAAAAAAUGCAGUUCUCUUCAGGCAAGCUAAAGGAAAGAAAAAU
Molecule: messenger RNA, 1457 nt
Organism: Centropristis striata (black sea bass)
Lineage: Eukaryota; Metazoa; Chordata; Actinopteri; Perciformes; Serranidae
Gene: polr3g
Product: polymerase (RNA) III (DNA directed) polypeptide G
Exons: 8
Coding region: 324-974 (216 amino acids)
Biological process (GO): transcription by RNA polymerase III
Cellular component (GO): RNA polymerase III complex
Source: RefSeq, a predicted model, not a curated record